AUGGGCAAGCCGCCGAAUCUUUACGCUUUCCCCGACGACAACGAGCUUGCCAAGAGCUUGCGCGUCUAUGUCUUUGACGCUCAGAGCAGCGCAUUGGAGCGCCACGGCGUCUUCCGCGUCGCCGUCUCCGGCGGCUCGUUGCCCAAGCUCCUGGCGAAAGCUCUGCUGUCCCCGGGCGAGGGCAGGUUCGACUUCUCGAAAUGGGAGAUUUUCUUCGCCGACGAGCGCGCCGUGCCGCUCGACCACGCCGACAGCAACUACGGCCUGUUGAAGGCCGAGCUGCUUGACAAGAUCCCCGCGGAAGUGGGCAAGCCCACCGUCUUCCCCAUCGACACCCAGUACCUCAACGACGUCCAGGAGCUAGCGGACCAGUACGAGCAGACGCUCGUCAAGGCCUUUGCCGCGCGCGACAGCGUCAAGAUCCCCAUGUUCGACCUCAUCCUCCUCGGGUGCGGCCCCGACGGCCACACCUGCAGCCUCUUCCCCGGCCACCCUCUGCUCCGCGAGACCGACGCGUGGGUCGCGCCCAUCGAAGACUCGCCGAAGCCUCCGGCCAAGCGCAUCACCCUGUCCCUCCCCGUUGCCGCGCACGGCAUCAAGAUCGGAUUCGUCGGUACCGGCGCGGGCAAGAGCGAGAUUCUGCGGAAGAUUUUCGACACGGAGGAGGGCCACGCUCUGCCCUGCGGUCUUGUGAACACAAUGGCCCAGGAAAGGGUUACGUGGUUCACUGACUAUCCGGCGGUGGAGGGCGUGCAGUUCCCGGUCAGGAGAAGCAGUCUGUAA
Molecule: messenger RNA, 783 nt
Organism: Lasiodiplodia theobromae
Lineage: Eukaryota; Fungi; Ascomycota; Dothideomycetes; Botryosphaeriales; Botryosphaeriaceae
Product: 6-phosphogluconolactonase
Exons: 1
Coding region: 1-783 (260 amino acids)
Biological process (GO): carbohydrate metabolic process; pentose-phosphate shunt
Molecular function (GO): 6-phosphogluconolactonase activity
Source: RefSeq, a predicted model, not a curated record